Drosophila erecta is the source of this 643-nucleotide messenger RNA. Its product is annotated as thioredoxin domain-containing protein 17. The record is from RefSeq and is a predicted model, not a curated record. Bases 223 to 630 code for a protein of 135 amino acids. NCBI's taxonomy places the organism in Eukaryota, Metazoa, Arthropoda, Insecta, Diptera, Drosophilidae. The transcript has 2 exons. Gene Ontology annotation, cellular component: cytosol. Gene Ontology annotation, molecular function: protein-disulfide reductase [NAD(P)H] activity.
AAUACCACUAACAGAAAAUAUCGAGCGGCUAACAUUUGAAAGAAUAUACAGCCUUGCGAUAUGUAUAGUUUUUUGUGUUUGACAAACCCAACAAUCCAAUAGAAUUAUGCCAUAAAAAUGUCCAAAUUAUCAUUGUGCCGAAUGUGUUAAGCAAAAGAACCGAACCGAGUUUCGAUAAACGGUUAACACUCACACACACACAUACAUCUGUACACUGGCAAAAUGCCCGACUACGUACCGGCACGGGGAUUCAAGGAGAUGGAGAACCUGAUCAAGCUGUACGAGAACCAGCGCAGCCCCAUCUACAUCUACUUCUACGGCGAGAAGGACAAGGCCGGACGCAGCUGGUGUCCGGACUGCGUGGCGGCCGAGGACACCAUCAUGAGUGCCUUUCGCACCCACGCGCCGGCGGAUUGCAUGAUCCUGGUGGUGGACGUGGGCAACCGGGAGUUCUGGAUGGGCAAGGAGAAUUUGUUCCGAAAGCCGCCCUACUCGGUGGAGGGCAUACCGACACUCAUACGCUGGAAGGGCGUGGAGCGGCUGGAUGGGGAUCAGCUGCUCAAGAUGAGUCUGCUGGAGCUAUUUUUCGAGGAGACCGAUCCGAAGAAGUCCACUUUUGUCGCUCAAUAAAAUGCGAUUUGAC